Vitis riparia (riverbank grape) is the source of this 1754-nucleotide messenger RNA. Its product is annotated as probable glycosyltransferase At5g03795. Gene Ontology annotation, molecular function: glycosyltransferase activity. The coding region runs from base 412 to 1515 and encodes 367 amino acids. Lineage: Eukaryota; Viridiplantae; Streptophyta; Magnoliopsida; Vitales; Vitaceae. The record is from RefSeq and is a predicted model, not a curated record. The transcript is spliced from 5 exons.
CAUCGCACCAAUUCAUGAGAGUUCCAGCUGAAACCCCUCAUUUAUCAAGGGGUUUUGAAUUCAACACUAAGGGACUUCUUUAACGGGGAAUAGAGAAUUAGUUGGAAAGAGAGGGGAGUUGUUCAAGGAAGGAGUCUUUCAAGGAGAUACAAACAUAAAAAGGACAAAAAUAAAAAAACAUGAGUGAAAGGAGGAUAAAAAUACUCCCUGAUCUCUCCAAUCUCAGUCACUCCUAACCAAAGAACCUGCCUCUUCACUAACAAAUCUCACCUCCUAUGUCAUGCAACUCUUAUGCCUGUCUGGAUCAAUAGGCCUUUGUCAGGAUCACUAACAAAUCAGCAUGGAAGGUUGUAUCUGUUCUGAUUUCACGUAUAGAAGAUCAUAAAACACCCCAACUCGAUUAUUUUCUUGAUGAAAUUGUGCAUCUUGAGCAGCCCAAGUGUUCUUUUAUGGUGCACUAUAAUAAGGCAUGACAGAAAUUUAUUCGUGGAGGACUAUAAAGAGAUGAAUAGGAGCUUUAAAAUAUAUUGUUAUCCUCAUAAGCGAGAUGAUCCCUUUGCAAAUGCUCUCUUGCCAGUGGAUUUUGAACCUGGUGGUAAUUAUGCCAGUGAAAGUUACUUUAAGAAGGUUCUUAUGAAAAGUCAUUUCAUCACAAAGGAUCCAUCCAAGGCAGAUCUCUUCUUUCUGCCUUUCUCUAUUGCAAGAUUGAGGCACGACCCAAGGGUAGGUGUUGGAGGUAUCCAAGAUUUUAUCAGAGAUUACAUCUUUAACAUCAGUCAGAACUACCCUUACUGGAAUCAGACUGGUGGGGCUGAUCAUUUUUAUGUUGCUUGUCACUCUAUUGGACGGUCAGCCAUGGAGAAAGCAGAUGAAGUAAAGUUAAAUGCCAUUCAAGUUGUAUGCUCUUCAAGCUAUUUUCUAUCUGGAUACAUUGCCCACAAGGACGCAUCACUGCCACAAAUUUGGCCAAGACAAGGAGAUCCUCCUGAUCUUGCUUCGUCUGAAAGAAAAAAACUGGCAUUCUUUGCUGGAUCAAUCAACUCCCCUGUCCGUGAAAGGCUACUUCAAGUAUGGAGAAAUGAUUCUGAGAUCUCUGUCCACUUUGGCCGGCUCACAACACCUUAUGCUGACGAGCUUCUUGGAAGCAAGUUCUGCCUCCAUGUCAAAGGCUUUGAAAUAAACACAGCUCGAAUUGCAGAUUCACUAUAUUAUGGUUGUGUCCCAGUGAUCAUUGCCAAUCACUAUGAUCUCCCAUUUGCUGACAUACUAAACUGGAAGAGCUUCUCAAUUGUCGUUGCCACCUUGGAUAUCCCAUUGCUUAAACAAGUCCUUAAGGGGAUAAGCCUGGAUGAAUACUUGAUGUUACAGAGUAACGUAUUGAAGGUGCGAAACCAUUUCCAGUGGCAUGUUUCUCCAGUUGAUUAUGACGCGUUUUACAUGGUUAUGUAUGAGUUGUGGCUCCGGAGAAGUUCUGUGAGGGUUCCUUUAAGUACUCCAAUGGAUCCUAUUCAUUGAUUGCAUUGGUGUAGUGUUAGGAUAAUAAAUUUUGUCACUUUUCUACCAAUAAAACAGCUUGUUCUAGAUGGUGUUUCACUCAAAUUUUGACCUUGUGUUGUAAUCCCUUUGUUGUGAAUAUUUUUCUCUAUUUUGCUUUUCAUUCCAAACACAUAUUUCAUCACUGAACAUGGAAUUUCUAGUAGUCCUAAAUGCGAAUUUUAAGGGUAAAAUGAAAUGUUUUACCCCAUCAUCUUGGA